UUAUUUCAUACGGGUUAUUACCAGUGGAUCCGAAGGGUUUUAGGCUUAAACCCUAAACCCAUCUCUGCUUCAAAUUCAAACCCACCUCAAUCGAGCCCCCUAUUGAAUCCCCAUUUCUUCUUCAACCUCUCUCCCUCUCCACCCACGCCAUGUACAGAGUUGGUGCAGCCUUCGCUUCAUCGAUCAGGUCCUCUGCUUCAAGGACAGUGGUAUGUAGUAGAGUUAUACAUGGCAGAAAUUAUGUUGCAAAGGAUAUCAUUUUUGGUAUUAGGGCUCGAGCGGCUAUGCUACGGGGUGUUAAUGAGCUUGCUGAGGCUGUUAAGGUCACUAUGGGACCAAAGGGUCGUAAUGUAAUUAUUGAGAAUAACCGAGGAGGUCCUAAGGUCACAAAGGAUGGUGUUACUGUUGCCAAAAGCAUAAAAUUUGCGGAAAAGGCUAAAAAUGUUGGUGCUGAUCUUGUAAAGCAGGUCGCUAGUGCAACUAAUUCUGUGGCGGGAGAUGGUACCACCUGUGCCACGGUUCUGACACAAGCAAUAUUCAAGGAAGGUUGCAAAUCAGUAGCUGCUGGUGCAAAUGUGAUGGAUUUGCGUAGUGGUAUUAAUUUGGCUGUUGAUGCUGUUAUAGCUCACUUGAAAAGCGGAGCCCUGAUGAUAAGCACACUAGAAGAAAUAACACAGGUGGCCACAAUUUCUGCCAACGGUGACACUGAAAUUGGGGAACUGAUAGCACGGGCAAUGGAGAAAGUUGGGAAGGAAGGAGUCAUUACUGUUGCUGAUGGAAAUACUUUGGAGGAUGAAUUGGAUGUGGUGGAAGGGAUGAAGCUAGGAAGGGGUUAUAUAUCUCCUUAUUUUGUUACUGAUCAGAAGACCCAAAAAUGUGAACUGGAAAAUCCCCUCAUCCUUAUCCAUGACAAGAAAAUUUCAGACAUGAACUCACUUGUCAGAAUAUUGGAGCUGGCUGUGAAGAAACAUCAACCCCUGCUUGUAGUUGCUGAGGAUGUGGAGAGUGAUGCACUGGCUAUGCUCAUUAUAAACAAGCAUCGUGCUGGGGUUAAGGUUUGUGCCAUUAAAGCACCUGGUUUUGGGGAAAACAGAAGGGCUAAUUUAGCUGACCUUGCUAUUCUCACUGGUGGAGAGGUUAUCACUGAAGAACGUGGCUUAAAUCUUGACAAAGUUCAAAUGAACAUGCUUGGUACUGCAAAAAAGGUCACUGUUUCUCUUGAUGACACUAUAAUUCUACAUGGGGGUGGAGAUAAGCAGCCGAUUGAAGAAAGAUGUGAGCAGCUAAGGGCUGCCAUUGAGAAGAGUACUGCUAUGUUUGACAAAGAGAAAGCACAGGAGCGGUUGUCAAAGCUAUCUGGCGGCGUUGCUGUUUUCGAGGUUGGAGGGGCUAGCGAAGCAGAAGUUGGAGAAAGGAAAGAUCGGGUUACAGAUGCUUUAAAUGCCACAAGAGCAGCUGUGGAAGAGGGAAUUGUUCCAGGUGGUGGUGUUGCUCUCUUGUAUGCCACCAAAGUUCUAAAGAACCUUCAAACAGCGAAUGAAGAUCAGAAGAGAGGGGUCCAAAUAAUUGAGAAUGCUCUAAAGGCUCCUACUUUCACUAUAGUUUCAAAUGCUGGUGGUGAUGGUGCUCUGGUUGUUGGCAAGCUUUUGGAACAAGACGAUCUUAGUUUGGGUUAUGAUGCUGCCAAGGGUCAGUAUGUUAACAUGGUGAAGGCUGGAAUUGUAGAUCCUCUCAAAGUUAUUAGAACAGCCUUAGUAGAUGCUGCCAGUGUUUCAUUGUUAUUGACAACAACAGAAGCCACUGUUGUGGACCUUCAAGGAGAGAAAAAUCCACUUGCAAAUCGAAUGCCAAAUUUGGAUGAUAUGGGUUACUGAUUCAGUUGACGCUGACUCUGAAGUUUUGAAUAUCGUUGAGAAAGCUAUGCUAGUAAUUCAUGGCAUGUUGAGGUGUUGUGUCAUUGUUUCUAGAGUAGCCAAUUUUUUUCAUUCGACAGGCAAGGGGAUUAUGAUAAUUACAAGAAAUAGCUGUUAAUUUUUAGUUAACCAAAGGAUGGGAACACCAUUGGAGUGAUGCGUAACAGAGCUAGUGCCGUUGUAUUAAUAAAUGGAAUGUGCUCUUCAUUUAGAAAAGGACAAGUCGUAUUGACUUCAAUGAAAAUGGGAAAUAUUGAACUA
Molecule: messenger RNA, 2174 nt
Organism: Camellia sinensis
Lineage: Eukaryota; Viridiplantae; Streptophyta; Magnoliopsida; Ericales; Theaceae
Source: RefSeq, a predicted model, not a curated record